This is a messenger RNA of Topomyia yanbarensis, 1137 nucleotides long. RefSeq lists its product as uncharacterized. The record is from RefSeq and is a predicted model, not a curated record. Lineage: Eukaryota; Metazoa; Arthropoda; Insecta; Diptera; Culicidae. The transcript has a single exon. Bases 1 to 1137 code for a protein of 378 amino acids.
AUGGCUCUCGCUGCAUCAUCCGCUGCCAAGAAAGGGUCAUCUCUAAAGCUGUUGACAACGAAGUUGAAGGACGUCCAAUCAUCAUUCAACGAUAUCUGGCAGUUCGUAGAGAACUUCACGGAAGAGGCUACAAUCACCGAAGCGGAGAUACGCCUGCAGAAACUCGACGAGCUGUGGGAAAGAUUUGGUGACAUUCUAGUUGAAAUCAAAUCUCACGAUGACUAUCCUGCCGAUGGUGACGGUUAUGAAAAGGAACGAAAGGAGUUCAGCGACUACUACUAUAGGGCCAAAUCGUUUCUCUUGGAUCGGGUGAAAGAGCGACAGGAGCAUUCGAGUUUAGAACAGUCCAUCCGUGUCGGGGACACGACGAUACAGGGUACGUUGGAUCACGUGCGGCUCCCGCAGAUAAAGCUACAGUCGUUCAACGGGGACAUCGACGAGUGGCUGAGUUUCCGGGACCUUUUUACAUCCUUAAUCCAUUGGAAGUCUGACUUACCGGAAGUGGAAAAGUUCCACUACCUCAAAGGGUGUCUGCAGGGCGAACCAAAGAGCCUAAUUGACCCUUUGCAGAUCACAAAGGCAAAUUAUCUAAUUGCCUGGGAUAUGCUUUUGAAACGGUACAACAACAGUAAGCUGCUGAAAAAGCGACAGGUGGAGUCACUGUUCAAGUUGCCCAGCCUUUCGAAGGAGUCCGCUUCAGAACUACACAUUCUGUUGGAAGGUUUUGAGAGAGUCAUCCAAACGCUUGAUCAAACUGUGCAGCCUGGAGAUUAUAAGGACCUUCUGCUCAUCAAUCUUCUCACCGUGCGGCUGGAUCCAGUAACCCGUAGAGGGUGGGAAGAAUGUUCGGCUAGCAAGGAGACGGAUACACUGAAGGAUCUGACAGAGUUUCUUCAUCGUCGAGUUCAGGUACUGGAGUCGUUACCACCAAGGUCGAUGGAUAACAGGGGCAUCCAUCAGUCACAAGCGCCUUCGAAACAGAAGCCGCCUAAUGUGAAAACCAGCUACAGCACAGCACAAUCGUCUGGGGGACGCUGUGUGGCAUGUGCGGCAAACCAUCUGCUGUAUCAGUGCGGUUCAUUUCAGCGGAUGUUGGUGGCGGAACGUGGCGCAUUACUUCGGACUCAUUCACUCUGA